CAUAUUGCUAAUACAGUACGAGCGCUUACUCUCAAUCGAUACAAGUCAGUCGAACACGUUCAUACAGGAUGUACAAGAUAAUUGUACUUAUGGCGUUCUUAUUCUUACAUGCAACGGCAUGCGACGACGACGACGACGAGGACGAUGACGAACCUGAUAUAUGCAAUCUGCGAUUAGACGUUGGUUCGGGCUCAGAGUCUAUCACACGUUAUGGCUUUAUCGGUUCAAGAGGCUGCAUCCCGUUCACGUACAAAGGAAAUGGAGGAAAUGCAAACAAUUUCAGUACCCGUUCCGCUUGCCACAGAUUUUGUAUUUACUGACAUCCCUGUUUCAACCUUUCCCUGUUUCAACCUCUUCUUGUUUCAUCCUGUAUUAAUAUUCGAUAUAAUUUCAAACGUAAAAAAAAAACUGAUUCAUAGCUUACUUAAUAUUUUUUGCAAGCGAAUUGUGUGUGAAAUGUGAAAUAAAACCGCAUUCUCUUCUCUUUUCUUCUCUUAUCUUUUACCUCUUGCCUUAUCCUUCUUUUCUUAUACUUUAGAUAAUUGUAUAAUGUGUGCCAAUAAUAUAAAUUUUAGUAUAAUAUUGUAUCCCACAAAAAAACCGA
This is a messenger RNA of Galleria mellonella (greater wax moth), 604 nucleotides long. Its product is annotated as kunitz-type serine protease inhibitor LmKTT-1c-like. The transcript has 3 exons. The record is from RefSeq and is a predicted model, not a curated record. Gene Ontology annotation, molecular function: serine-type endopeptidase inhibitor activity. Bases 69 to 320 code for a protein of 83 amino acids. Lineage: Eukaryota; Metazoa; Arthropoda; Insecta; Lepidoptera; Pyralidae.